Leptosomus discolor (cuckoo roller) is the source of this 1212-nucleotide messenger RNA. NCBI's taxonomy places the organism in Eukaryota, Metazoa, Chordata, Aves, Leptosomiformes, Leptosomidae. The record is from RefSeq and is a predicted model, not a curated record.
GCAAAAUGAAGAUAAUGAAGAAUUUUUGCCAACUGGAGAAACCUCUAUAGACUCCUACCCAAACUGGUUAAAAUUCCACAUUGGCAUUAAUCGGUACGAGUUGUAUUCCAGACAUAAUCCUGCAAUUGAGGCUUUACUACAAGACCUGGUCUCCCAAAAGAUAACCAGUGUUGCGAUGAAAUCAGGAGGAACCCAGCUGAAGCUGAUCAUGACCUUCCAGAACUAUGGACAAGCAUUGUUCAAACCAAUGAAACAAACCAGAGAACAAGAAACCCCGCCUGACUUUUUUUAUUUCUCAGAUUAUGAAAGACAUAAUGCAGAAAUAGCAGCGUUUCAUUUGGACAGGAUCCUGGAUUUCCGUCGUGUGCCACCAGUUGCAGGUAGACUGGUUAACAUGACAAGGGAAAUACGAGAUGUUACUCGUGACAAGAAACUGUGGAGAACGUUUUUCAUCUCACCAGCCAACAACAUCUGCUUCUACGGGGAAUGCUCCUACUACUGCUCAACAGAGCACGCCCUGUGUGGAAAACCAGAUCAGAUCGAAGGGUCUCUGGCUGCUUUCCUACCCGAUUUGUCUUUAGCUAAAAGGAAAACCUGGAGAAACCCUUGGAGACGUUCCUACCACAAGCGCAAGAAAGCAGAAUGGGAAGUUGAUCCAGAUUAUUGUGAAGAGGUUAAACAAACACCCCCUUAUGACAGUGGGACCAGAAUUCUGGAUAUAAUGGAUAUGACAGUUUUUGAUUUCCUAAUGGGUAACAUGGAUCGACAUCACUACGAAACCUUUGAGAAGUUUGGAAAUGAAACAUUUAUUAUCCACUUGGAUAAUGGAAGAGGGUUUGGAAAAUAUUCCCAUGAUGAACUUUCCAUAUUGGUGCCUUUAAACCAGUGCUGCAGAAUAAGGAAGUCUACCUAUCUGCGAUUACAGUUGUUAGCCAAGGAGGAAUACAAACUCAGUCUCUUGAUGAAGGAAUCUUUACUAAAAGAUAAAAUAGCUCCCAUUCUCUACCAGCCUCACUUGGAGGCGAUGGACAGGCGGCUGCGGAUUGUCCUCAAGGCUGUUAGUGACUGUAUAGAAAAGGAUGGUUAUGACAAUGUGGUUGAAAAUGACUUUAACACUGAUGUUAACACUGUUACAACCGAGAGGUAGUGAAAUCGCAAGACUACGUUUUUACCAGCCAAGUAAAGAAGAUUCAAAGAGAAAAAAGAAAAAAA